AUGGGCAUUUAUGGACGCCUUGCGCCUGCUCCCAUGACGGAAUCGAAAGGAAAAGGGCUUGCAGUUCAGCUGCCGCAGGAUAAGUUUGAUAGUCAACCUUUGUUGACAUCAAAGACACAUGCUGAGAAAUAUGGAGCUUCUCACCUGAAUGUUGAGUCGGAUGGUAAUGUGCGUGGGAGAAGAUGGUCUGAGGAGCCCUAUGCUCGCAAAGACAAUGUUACUCACAAAAGUAAUGCAGCUAACAGGACUCGACAAGGUAGUGAAUACCGGUCUCAAAGGGACAUGAAAAGGACAGAAGAACGAAGGGCGAACAGAGGGAGCCUUACUGGCGUGAGAAGGCGAGGCACUUGUCCCCUUCUUCCGUACGCUUUAGAAGCUCGUGAACAGCGAGCUUCUAAAGCUGGACAUCGUGUGCUGCUCCACACGGGGGAUGACACUCCUUAUGAACAGUCAUCGACAAGUAAUAAUAACUUGCAGGCCUUGUCUAGUUCUCAUCGUGAGGACACCCAUCAGCCAGAGGAGCGCAGGAGUGGAGAGGAAAGGAACACUAAGCGAUUGGCGAGUACCAUUGUUUCUCCCAUGGUACAUGUUUCUCAAGAGGAGAAUGUAACCUUCAGAGAUAAGAGUGCUGCACGAUCACUUACAUUCCCGUCUAAAGGACAGCAAGAAAUCGAGAAGGAUCAGAUGAUUGGGGCAUUACGUGAUAUGGAGGAGCUAGAUACGAACAAGGAUAUGCAGGGACAGGAGGUACAAGAUGAUGAUCUUUUUGAUGAAGAGCUACUGGAGCUAGGUGGCAAGACUUAUGCCUCUAAAGAGAAUAAAUCCUCCACUUCGGCUGCAACGUCUGGAAGGACUAAACACACAAGUAUAGGAAGCACGCAGGGAAGUCAACCGAAGAAAUAUGAGUCCCUCCAUAGAGGUUCUCCAAGGAUGAGACCGAUCAUAUCGAGUUCUCAUAAAGCACAGGGAGAGAAUGAUAAGGAGAAGCGUUCUCGUCGGA
Molecule: messenger RNA, 1000 nt
Organism: Eruca vesicaria subsp. sativa (arugula)
Lineage: Eukaryota; Viridiplantae; Streptophyta; Magnoliopsida; Brassicales; Brassicaceae
Source: the annotation of a GenBank genome assembly